Styela clava is the source of this 3616-nucleotide messenger RNA. RefSeq lists its product as uncharacterized. Gene Ontology annotation, cellular component: spindle pole; microtubule; centrosome. NCBI's taxonomy places the organism in Eukaryota, Metazoa, Chordata, Ascidiacea, Stolidobranchia, Styelidae. The record is from RefSeq and is a predicted model, not a curated record. Gene Ontology annotation, biological process: positive regulation of cytokinesis.
AUCAGUUUUUGGAAUUUUUUUGCGAGUUAGGAAUUGUUAGAGCGUUAGGGCUUAAAUUUAAAGUUGAAUUCGGUGAAAUGGGACGUUUUUCUCGUAAUUUAUAGGAAAAUAAAGAUCUUAGGGUAAACGAAAGAUAGUUUUGUCGUAUUCUGCUUAAAAUGGCGGCGACCGAAGAAGCGAUUUUGCCUCAACAAGAUGCAGUUACAAUUGAUCACAGAUACCGAGGGUACGUGUAUGACCUCCAACAUCCCCGGAUCCCGCUCACAGGACCGAUUGGAUUCAGAGCCGAUGAUACGAAGAAGUAUCCGCUGCCGAACUCACUGAUAAGAGGAAACCCAGUCCUACCACCGACUCCAGCAAAAGGAUUCUUCGGUUCGGAAAAUAUUCGAGACCUGAGCGGGGAGGAGAGAAGAGAGAAUAAAAUUAAUUUGAGACUUCUAAAUAAAACUUCUGCAGAAAUCAGGAGCAAGCAACGCGCACAGGAAGAACAGACUGAAUUUCUCAGAUUACACCGGGAAGCAAGGAAAAGAGAUGAAUUAGCAAAGAAGCAAGAACAAGAGAACGACAUGAAACAACUGAAAACUUACUUUCCUUUCGGGAAACCGGGAUACGGGGCACCUAGGGCCGAAAAGACCGGAUUUUCUAAAACUCUACAAAACCAAAACGGAGUGGGUAUCGUUGUCGACCCCUAUGUGUCCCAGCCGCCGAAAGUCGAUUGGAAGAAAACAGUUCCUAUUGGUGCCCCAGGGCGCCCUCGAGUGAGAAGAUAUGAAGACGACCAGAUGCGACGAUACGCCGUCAGUAGGGACACAGCACUGGCGUAUAAGAAAGAAUUAGACACACUCAUGGAUAUCCGGGAAAAGAACGCACUUAAAAUCAAGUCCAUAGAUUUUGAACGAGAGAAAGACAGCUUGCAUUACGAUCCGUUCGGAAAACCAGGGGCAGGUGCACCGAACCGUGACAACAAAGGCAAGCCAGCCACCAAACGAAGCAUUAGUCUGUCGUAUGUGAACAAUCCUAUUGAUGCCAGGCACGCAGAGAGAGUUCGAUAUAAAGCAGAGGAAGAAGCAAAAUUUGAGGAUAACGUUGGCCGAGUACAAGUCGGACGACACUACAAGAACACAAGCCCGGUUCCAAAAGACGACGCCAAAUUGUUUGACCCGUGGGGUAAAGAAGCUCCAAGAAUCGAUUCCCGUGGGAAUGCACGACGAUUCCCCCGCGCAGGUGACAAUGGAAUCUAUGAAUUUAUCGACCCCAGCGUCCCUGGCGAAGUGUUUCCCCGGAAACAUAUCGGGGGUGGGGGUGAACCACUAGUUGGCGACAACGGUGAGCCAUUGACAAAGCGAAUGGGAAAUUUAACUACAAUUCAUGGUGCAAGACGAAGUGAAAACAUACCACGAGUUGCCACACCAGAGAAGGUUCGUCAGUUUGAAGGCGGGAACAGUCCAUGGGGUCGGCCCGGUGCAGGCGCUCCAUUGACUGACGAAUCUGGAAAUGUCGUCAAGAACACGAAAGGCAGAAUCGAUAAAGAAAGACAAAAUCUGACGCAAACUGAAGCGUCUCGUCGAGUACGCGCAAAGGAAUUGUACAGAUCUCAACUUCAGGAAGGCAUGAGCCUGCAGAAGACCUUACGUGACCAAGAGAAAGAGUUUUUAAUGCAGCCGGCUGGCGAUGUCCCAUCCUGGUUUAGUAAAGGCAAGGUAGGAAGACCGACCCGGGAUCCAGAGACAGGAUUGAUUCAACCCCAGAAACGGGUCAUGAGCGACGUUACAGCACAGAAGUUGGCUGCUGACAGGCCUCGAGAUGUCGAGUCUUAUUACAGGGAACUGAAAGAACAAGCGGAUGACAGGAAAAGAAUGAGAAUGAAAGAAAAGGAAAGAGUCGCGCAGCUGGAAGCGAAGCACUUCCGCAAUUUUGACAAUUUCUUCCGGAAACCAGGUCACGGCGCACCGAGAGGUGACGGAGUAAACACGAGAAGAAAGUUUAGUACAAGCGCAUUCCAGGCUCAAGAGCAGGAAGGCACGCAGGUUCUCCCAUCGAGACAUAAGACGACAUUACAAAGCGCUUUGUAUUUGCCGUAUUGUCACGAUAGUAUGAGUACUGUGUUACGUAACCAUGUUACAAUUGAUGACGUCAAUCGCCCGAAUUAUACCUUCACGAAAAAGAACGAUGACGUAAGGAAGGAAAAUGGUUUUUACGUCACUGAUGUCGCAAAGCUUGAAAGCGAAACGAAAACUUGCAAUGAUCAGACGUUGUGCGAUAAAUGUCCACUCAAGGUCAAUAAGAAAUAUUCAAUUACGUCAUCCCCGGUGACGUCGUCAGCAUCAGGUAUUUCGUCAUCAGCGUCAGGAGGGUCGUCAUCAAGUUUAGAAUCGUCUAAAAGUUGUUCAGGCAGUUCAGCAAAGUCAGAUUACAAGGUUAAAAAUGCCAUUCCCGUACCGAGUAGUAGCACCGUGGGCAAUCGACGGAUGAAAUGGAAGAAUUACUGAAAACACAUGAAACACUGAACACCGGCAGUAUUAUUAUUUUUCAUUUCUCAAAUACUGUUAACAAUAUCACUUAAUGUUACUAUAAUUUUGAGGUAUGACAAACCUUCUGUUAAUCUUGCGAUGUGCGUAUCAUAUUUGAACUCAUUGUUACGUAUGAACUAUGAAAUUCAGCUAUUAUUUGAUAAGAUUCCUUCAACGCAAAACUUCGCUUCAACCUUGAAACCUUUGACUUUACGGCGUUUUCUAAUUUUUUGAUUAAAAAUUCUAUCUGACGUUCCGGGUGAAACCAUGUCGGGUUAGUACCUUUGACGGAAAAUCACUUUUCCGCCUUGUUACUCAAUAGAUUUAGAACCAACACUAUCAAUUCAAGUUCAAUUUUUGGUUUGGUUAAAAUAUCUAUCACAAUCCACAUAAGAUAUUUAAACAAUAACCUUGAGAUUGAGUUCUGCAGAGUGUCCAUAAAGUCUCUUUACAAUUUGAAUUUUAUCAUGAAGUCAGUUCUUAAUAUAUCCUAACCAUGGUAUUGAUAAAUUCCGUUUGCAAUUCAAAAAAUAUUUAUGGACACCCCUGUACAUUCAGGGGGUAUUCUUCAUUCAGACUAAGUUCUAUAUCCAUCUUUCCCCAGGGAUUUUCUCAAUAACUAUUCACCACAUAAAGCAACGUUUUUCAAACGUGACGAUUAGUUUAGAUCAGUGGUUCACAAACUUUUUAAGCCGCGUCUUUUUUGGGAAUUUGUUAAGUCUCGCGCCCCAUCUAACUAGUUAACAAUAAGCUACAAAUAAUAGAUAAUAAGGCGAAAGUAUCUUUAUUUCAAAAACACGUUAAAAAUACUUAGAUGGAGCGUAAAUAAUUGAAUGAAUGAGAAGUUUGAUAAAUUAAAUAUCCACAAUAAGGCGGGCAAGGUAAAUCUAACAAAUAUUUUUAUUUUCAAUAACCUUCACGCGCCCUCAAAAAAUUGUCUACGCCCUCUUGUGGGCCGCGCUCCGUCGGUUGUGAACCACUGGUUUAGAUUCACGUAUAGGAUUAGUAUCUCUGCAUAAUACAUUGGUGCGCUCACCCGUGACUUUGCUCAGUGACGAGCCCCCAUUUACUCACCCGUAACCCAGAGUCGACUCCCCCUUUACUCA